ACAUUUACUCGUAUUGACAUUUAAUGUUCUAGAUCUAUAAACUAUAUAAAUAUUGGGUUUAUUGGAUCUAGAUUUUUCCAGAUAGAUCUAGAUUCUAGUUUUUAAAUCCCAAUGAAGAAAAUAUCGUGUUGUUUCUUCAGUUCUCAUCUCGUUGUGGCUAGAAAAUUCCUCUACGCUCUAGAUAAUUGGGUCACACUUAUUUUUAGCUUGACGGAUCUUUCCGAGCAAUUCCGAUUAAAAGUCCAGCCAAUGGAAGAACAGGAAAUAAAUAGCCAGGGUCAUCGAGAAUCCUCUAGACUGUUGUGAUAAGCAAGGAGGAUUCUCGGGAAUUCUACACCUUCUUCGCAAACUAGUAUAAAAGCAAGCAUGUUGAGCAGCAGAGACAGAAUACCUGAAUCUGGUAUAACGACACACAAGCGAAAAGUAAUUAACUAUUACUACAGCGCAACGCAAUUUUCAUUCCUCAUUCUAUAUCUUACUGAGCAUAUAUCCUAAUCUGCACAGGAGUCUUAAGUUUAAAGAUUUCAAUCAAGAGUUUUAAUACAUCUAUCUACAAUUAAGAUGUCAGGACGAAAUAAGGCUCCCGCGAUUGGUAUUGACCUGGGGACAACCUAUUCUUGCGUGGGUGUGUUCCAACAUGGCAAGGUGGAGAUAAUCGCCAACGAUCAAGGCAACAGGACAACUCCCAGCUAUGUGGCCUUUACCGACACAGAACGCUUGGUGGGUGACGCAGCCAAGAACCAAGCUGCCAUGAAUCCAAGUAACACAGUCUACGACGCCAAGAGGCUGAUCGGCAGAAAGUUUGACGACAAGACAGUCCAGAACGACAUGAAGCAUUGGCCCUUCAAGGUUGUGGAAGUUGAUGGUCGCCCCAAGAUCCAAGCUGAGUACAGAGGCGAGAAAAAACUCUUCGCCCCAGAGGAGAUCAGCUCGAUGGUUCUCACCAAGAUGAAAGAGACGGCCGAGGCUUAUCUAGGCCAGAAAGUCACAGAUGCUGUGAUCACAGUGCCAGCUUAUUUCAACGAUUCACAGAGGCAAGCCACAAAAGAUGCUGGUGCUAUCGCUGGACUCAAUGUCCUCCGAAUAAUCAAUGAGCCCACAGCCGCUGCCCUGGCGUAUGGCCUUGACAAAGGUCAUAAAGGAGAGAAGAAUGUUUUGAUUUUCGACCUGGGUGGUGGCACUUUCGACGUCAGCAUCUUGACCAUCGAUGAAGGGUCGAUGUUUGAAGUGAAGGCUACUGCUGGCGACACCCAUCUGGGAGGGGAAGACUUUGACAACAGAAUGGUCACUCACUUUGUGCAGGAGUUCAAACGUAAAUAUAAUAAAGACAUGAGCAGCAACCCAAGGGCCAUCAGACGUCUUCAAACAGCAUGCGAACGAGCCAAGAGAACACUCUCCAGCAGUUCUGAAGCUUCCAUUGAAAUAGACUCUCUCUAUGAAGGUAUUGACUUUUACACUAAGAUUACAAGAGCCAGAUUUGAAGAGCUGUGUGGUGACCUUUUCAGAUCAACACUGCAGCCUGUUGAGACAGCACUGAGAGAUGCCAAACUAGACAAGGGCAAAAUAGAUGAAGUUGUACUGGUUGGCGGGUCAACUCGCAUUCCAAAAGUCCAGAAGCUUCUGACGGACUUCUUCAAUGGCAAAGAGCUGAACAAAUCUAUAAACCCAGACGAAGCUGUAGCUUAUGGUGCUGCAGUUCAAGCUGCUGUGUUGACUGGCGACACAAGCGACACCAUCAAAGACGUUCUGUUGGUGGAUGUUGCUCCACUCUCACUGGGUAUUGAAACUGCUGGAGGCGUCAUGACUCCACUGGUCAAGAGAGGCACCACCAUUCCAACCAAAACCUCCCAGAUCUUCACCACAUACGUGGACAAUCAGCCAGGCGUCGACAUUCAGGUCUACGAAGGUGAGCGUGCUAUGACCAAAGACAACAACCUGUUGGGCAAAUUCCACCUCACCGGCAUCCCUCCUGCACCCAGAGGCGUUCCCCAGAUAGAGGUCACAUUCGACAUCGACGCCAACGGUAUCCUCAACGUCAGCGCCCAGGACAAGAGCACUGGUAAAACCAACAACAUCACCAUCAAAAACGACAAAGGCCGACUCAGCCAGGCUGAAAUCGAUAGGAUGCUCUCAGACGCGGAGAAAUACAAAGACGAGGACAAGAAGCAGCAGGAUAGAGUGUUGGCUAGGAACCAGCUGGAGAACUACGUCUUUAAUGUCAAACAGGCUGUUGAUGCCGCUGGGGAGAAGCUGUCUUCUAGUGACAAGGACACUGUGCUGAACGCCUGCAGCAGCACGCUGAAAUGGCUGGACAAUAACUCUUUGGCCGAGAAAGAAGAGUAUGAAGACAAAUUGAAGGAGAUACAGAAACUCAGCUCUUCCGUCAUGGCCAAGCUGCACUCCCAAGGCGGCUCAGCACCAGGACACACUCAGGACCAUAACAGUGGCCCAACAGUUGAAGAAGUAGAUUAAAAACUUGACUUCCAGCUAGUCUUUUUUUGUUUGUUUUUGAACUUACAGUAUUAUUGAAUGUAAAGUUGAUAUUAAGUAUAAUGCAAUCUCAUGUGUGAGUUUUAUAUUUUGAAUGUUUUUUAAAAAUAUUUUUUGUUUUUUUUUAUCUCGUUUUUUUUUUAAAUGAAACAAUUAAGAUUUUUGAGUUUUGAGUUUGAUUUGUAUAUAAUAUUGUAUUUCAAGUAGAAAUUGAUGUAAAAAUUUUUAUAAUUUGAAUAUUUUUGAAGGCCAGUUUCUUUCGUGAUAUAUUCUUUUGAAAUUUAAAGUUUAUUUGUACAUA
Molecule: messenger RNA, 2791 nt
Organism: Biomphalaria glabrata
Lineage: Eukaryota; Metazoa; Mollusca; Gastropoda; Planorbidae
Product: heat shock protein 70 B2-like
Exons: 2
Coding region: 562-2472 (636 amino acids)
Biological process (GO): cellular response to unfolded protein; protein refolding
Cellular component (GO): cytoplasm
Molecular function (GO): misfolded protein binding; heat shock protein binding; ATP-dependent protein folding chaperone
Source: RefSeq, a predicted model, not a curated record